This is a messenger RNA of Sitodiplosis mosellana (orange wheat blossom midge), 858 nucleotides long. RefSeq lists its product as uncharacterized. NCBI's taxonomy places the organism in Eukaryota, Metazoa, Arthropoda, Insecta, Diptera, Cecidomyiidae. The transcript is spliced from 6 exons. The coding region runs from base 106 to 684 and encodes 192 amino acids. The record is from RefSeq and is a predicted model, not a curated record.
UCUGGUCUCACUGGUAGGAGGGUAGCAAUCGUUAUUUGGAUAGUCAAUUGAUAUUUUUCAAAGUUAUCAUAAUAUUUUUAUAGAAAAAAUAUUCCGUUAAGAAAAAUGAAGCAGUUAGUACUUAUUUGCGCUGUGAUCUCUGCAGCAAUGCUUGUAAACGGAUCACCCAGUGAACAGGAAUAUGAUGGCCUUCUGGCUAUAGAAUUUUCAGGAGAGAACAACAGUAGUAUCACCGAAGAGCAGAUAAAAUGCCUUCGGGCUGGUAAAAAGCAGGUCAUCGAAUCCCAUCCAAGUUUGAAACCAUGGUUUGAUGACAUUGCAAAGACAUCGAAAUUUUUGGCGAAAUACGUUGAUCGCUGCCGUGCAAUUCACAAUUCGUUCGUGAAAAAAAUAUGCUUCAAGACGCUUGGAUUUAUUACAUCAACACAGCGACGCCGAUUGUUCGGAAAGCUGAACGAAGAGCAAAAAACUGUUGUGCAGGAAAUCAAACAAGUCUAUGAAGAAUGCCUGAAACCAGAACCAACAACAACAACAGCAGCAACAACAACAACAACAGCAGCAACAACAACAACAACAGCAGAAACAACAACAACAACAGCAGCAACAACAACAACAACAGCAACACUAUCAGACACAUUUAUUGAAUUGAAGCCGUUUGAUUUUCCUCAAAGUGACAACCAAUGAAUAUUUUGCAUUUUGACAGCAGACGAACAGCAUCAUUGAAGCACAUCCAAAGCAUAGAAAUAUGAACAUGUCAUAAGUCUGUUAGAAACAAAUUGUAUUGUGAAAUACAUGUUGCCGUAAAAUUGAAAUCAAAUUAAAUGAAAACCAAAUACAUUUUUAAUAUUCGGAAAAUAA